Molecule: messenger RNA, 3107 nt
Organism: Nerophis ophidion (straightnose pipefish)
Lineage: Eukaryota; Metazoa; Chordata; Actinopteri; Syngnathiformes; Syngnathidae
Product: immunoglobulin mu heavy chain-like
Exons: 14
Coding region: 8-3013 (1001 amino acids)
Source: RefSeq, a predicted model, not a curated record
ACCAACCAUGUUCCGUGUAGUUGUGCUGCUGUUGCUGGCUGCAGGUUCCUGUGUCGAGUGUGAAGAGUUGACCCAGCCACCGUCUGUCACUCUGCAGUCUGGUCAGAGUCUGAGCAUCAACUGUCAGGUGUCUUAUUCUGUGGAUGACUACUACACAGCAUGGGUCAGGCAUCCUGCUGGGAAAGGACUGGAGUGGAUUGGGAUGGCGUAUACUGGUGCCUCUGACUACAAGGACUCACUGAAGAACCAGUUCAGUAUUGAUGUGGACCCCUCCAGCGACACAGUGACUCUAAAGGGACAGAAUAUGCAGCCUGGAGACACGGCUGUGUAUUACUGUGCCAGAGAACGCAGGCUAAUUGGGAACAGCUACAUAGACUUCUGGGGUAAAGGAACGCAAGUCACAGUUACAUCUGGCACACCAGUCCCACCCAAUGUCUUUCCUCUGAUGCAAUGUGGCUCCGGAGCAGGAGGCAUGGUCACUCUCGGCUGUCUGGCCACCGGCUUCAAACCCCUUCCACUGACGUUUGCGUGGAGCAAAGACGGGGCUGAUUUGUCUGACUUCAUUCAGUAUCCAUCAGUGGAGAAGGACAACCUUUACACGGGAGUCAGUCAGAUCCGAGUGAGGCAAGCCGACUGGGACAGCAGCGCCAAAUUUCGAUGUGUCGCCAAACAUUCAACUAAAACUGUUGAUGCCGUGAUUACAAAAACAGAAGAGAGGAUGGAGAGGAUUGUGUCUCCAAACAUGACAUUGUAUCCGCUGUGGGAGGGCAACCUUACAGGAGACACCUCUGUCAAACUUAGAUGCGCCUUAAGUGGCUUCUUCCCGGACAUGCUGAGUGUCGAGUGGCUGCAGGGCAACCAAAUCAUUGACGGCGUGCAAACCGUGAGCAAGUUUCAGAGUGUGACGGCCCCACAGACCUUCAGUCUAAUCAGUGAGAUUGAACCUGAUGUAAAAAAGUGGACACACGGCUUAAGGUUUACCUGCAAGUCCACUCACAACAAGGUGGAAGAGAAAAGGUCAAUCAGUAUCUGUGAAACACAGGCAAGCGUCCCACUUUCCGUUCAUGUGGAGCUCCCCAGCUUCAAAGAAGUCAUGACGGAAACAUCCCAAGUGAAAGCAACAUGUUCGGUGCGCACCGCAUUGGAUGCCGUUGUCACAUGGCUGCUAGACGGCAAAGCAGCCGGCGACCAAGCGAGCGCGUACGCUAAUGCGUCUCACGUCAUCAGUACUCUGACAGUGUUGCCUGAUGUGUGGAAACAAAUCAGGAUUCUCAAAUGUAAAGCGGCGCAUCUUUGCUUCCCGGACGUCGAGGAGACCAUACGUGUGUCAGGUGUUGCAGUCACCGCUCCACUGGUGGAAAUGAGGCGAUCUCUUGCAGAUUUACAGAAUAAAAACAGCGGCGUGUUCGAGUGUGACAUCACGCAACUAGACGCCAUCGACCUCUACGUCACAUUUCAGGCCGACGGUGUGGAUAUUUCUAACAAACAGUAUGUUGAUCUCCCUGAAGGCCUGGGCCCACAUUCCAUCCGUCCACGUUUCAGUUUGCACGAGUCCUACAGGAAGAGUGACGCAAAUUUAACCUGCAAAGUGAACCAAGGCUUCUCCGACAGCUUCCGCUCAAACCCCAUUUACAGCCUUUUUGAGGACCCAUCAGUGGAACUCUUUCUGGCCCCCGUUGAGGAAUCAAAACCUCAGAGGGUUCUGUGCUCUGGUCAGGGCUUUAACCCUCAAAUUAAAUGGUUCAGCGAGGCUAAGCAGAGAGCGCCAUCAAUUACUAGCAUCAGCAUGAGUGCGGAUGGACGUGUGACUGUGACCAGUCAACUCCACGUACCACCGACAGAGUGGCAAACUGGGAAGGUCUUCACCUGUCGAGUGUCUGACAAGUGGCUGAAAAAAAAUGUCACGAAGACCAUCAGCAUUUGCUCCGUUACCCCAAUAUCAUCCCAACAAGUUGGAGUGUUUGUUCACGGACCCCCACUCACAGAGUCUCAGCUGAGGGACAAGGUGACCAUUACUUGUCUUUUGGUUGGCCCUCGACUUCAUGAUUUUGCCAUCUCCUGGAAAGUAGAUGGGAAGAAAUACUCUCAGAAUUCCCACACGGAGGAGCCAACUCGUCACAGCAAUGGUACAGAGACCUUACGGAGCUUCCUCAGUGUGACAGCAGAUGACUGGGAUGCAUAUAAACAAGUGUCCUGUGAGGGAAAACACAAGUGUUCCAACCAGGGCCAUGAGGACUACAUCAGCAAAAGCAGAGACUUGUAUCCACCAACAGUGCACAUAAUACCACCUACCAUCUCAGAGCUGUCACUGUCUGAUGACCUCACACUGACUUGCCUAGUUUCUGGAUAUUUCCCAGAUAACAUUAUAGUGUACUGGGAGAAAGAUGGUCAAAGAUUGCUUGACUACACCAACAGCCCUUCGUGGAAAUACAGCAGCAGCAAAACUUAUUCAAUGACCAGUAGAAUUAAUGUGUCUAAAAUUGAGGACCACGAAUCCAGCUAUUCUUGCGCUGUCAGACAUGAGUCAUCUCAAAGUCCUUUUACGAGCACUGUAGAGGACGUGUUUGCCACAGUAACUCCUACCCAACCGUCAGCCAUCUUGCUCCAGGGUCGUGGUGAACUGGUGUGUUUGGUGUUUGGCUUCAGUCCCGCGUCCGUUAACGUCUCCUGGUUUCUGGAUGACACCAAAGAGCUGUCGGACUUCAACACCAGUCAACCCAGCAGAGGCCCAGACGGGAAGUUCAGCAUCCAAAGCCGCCUUCGUCUGUCUCAAGUCAACUUGUUACCUGGGGCGGUUCACACCUGCAGGGUGACACAUGUGACCGUUACACUGACCUUGAAUCUAACCAAUCCAGUGAUUUUGCCGGAUUGCAACGUCUUGGAUGACAUUGCUCAUGCAGUUGUUAACCAAGAUAUCAAUGCGGAAAGCUGGUAUAUGUCUGCCACAUUCCUUGUCCUAUUCCUCAUCUCCACCAUCUAUGGUGUGGUGGCCACCCUGCUUAAGACCAAAUAAUUCUGUCAGUGGAACAGAUGAAUGCUUCCAUGACAGUGGAUGUUUUAUUGAACUACUUUUGACAUAUAAAUAAAGAUUUCGUUCGAGUACUGUA